GGGUGUAAACUCGUAGAUAUCUAUGGUGUAAACUAAUGGCUUCUACGCCCUACUUAGCGUGCACUACGUUAAAUAACAAGUCGUUUGGAAAGCGACUUAAGUGUCCAUUUUGAAAAAAAUGUCACAGUUGCUGCUUUCGUGUCGCGACCCUCAGGCAUGGAGGAUGAGACCCAGGAAGAGAUUCUGUCCCAGUUUAAAGAGAAGAGGUUUGGGGGAUGGGGUCUUUUGCAGCUGACGGCAGGGACAGGACUGGCGGUCUAUGCCAUGUGGGCAGGGAUUCUGAUGCCUGGGUUUCGCAGAGUGCCUCUGAAACUACAGGUGCCUUACAUACCAGCCAGUAAACGGCAAGUGUGUAGUGUUAUGACGCUGCUAAAGGGCCGCUCUGGAAGUCUUGCUGACUUGGGCUCAGGGGACGGUAGGAUAGUCUUAGAAGCGAGUCGACAGGGUUUCUCUCCUGCCGUGGGUUACGAGUUGAACCCAUGGCUUCUUCGCCUCUCGAGAUUUCAUGCUUGGAGAACUGGUCAUUAUGGGAAAGUCUCCUACCAGAGGGAGGACCUGUGGAAGGUUAAUCUUUCAAGCUAUGAGAACAUCACAGUGUUCUUAGCUCCAAGUGUGCUUGAGCCUUUGCAAAAGAAGCUGCUAGCUGAGCUCCAUGAAGAUGCCGUGAUUGUUGCUGGACGCUUUCCCUUCCCUAAUUGGACACCAUGCAGGACAGAAGGGGACGGUAUGGACAGAGCUUGGGCCUACCACAUAAAAGCUCUCAGAAAACACCACCUGCCACCAAAGGUCAUCAGUUCAGCUGAGCAUACCAGCUGAUCUAGGAGUCAUGUGACUUAUUUUAAAAACAUUUUAGAGACUGUAAAGGGUCUUUCCAGCCCUGCUCUUUUAGUGAUAGUUAUGAUGGUUUUUACUUGACAGUUUUAUUUCUGCAUACUGUUGUAAACUUUACAAUAUUCACUGCUGCUUACUGUUCACACUUGCUUGUAACACUAAUACAUUCAGAAACGUUCGGGAUGAUGCAGGAUGCCAUACACCCUUGUUGAUCUUCUGGUCAUGUGACUGGCUGGUUGAUGGUAUCUACAUUUCACACUCAAUGACCGGUUUAUUAUUUGCUCCUCCUUUUAGUAGACUUCCUGUCAGUCUACACUGUGCAAAUAAUGUCUAUCCAAUAUUAGUAUUAUUGUGGUCAAUUGUCACUAUUGACGUACACAAAUUGUUUAUAGUGAAAGAUAGGCUAUAGUUAUGCCUGGUAUAGUAUAUUAUAUAGUAUAUGCCUGAUAAAAAUGACCAGUGAAUGUAGGUCUAAGCUAAGUAGAUGUAAUAAGGUAGCUACUAAAUGUAUAAUAUUCAAGUGUUUUUAUUUACAUUUAUAGUUCAAUUUUCAUUUCAUGGCAAAUAAUUCAAUUCAAGUUUAUUUGUAUAGCGCUUUUAGCAAUGGAUAUUGUCCCAAAGCAGCUUUACAGAACUUAAGAAACAUAAUACAUAAAAAAAGUAGUAUAAUACAGUGUAUAAGUAAUACAUGCCUGUCAGCAUACCUAUAGGGAAACAGUACUUCAGUUAUUUCAGGCAGAUUUACUGAUAAACCACAUUCGCCGGAAGUGUUACUCUGGAAAUCUGCAUUUUUCAAAAUUACUCUUUGUGCCUGAACGUGUGUAUGAAGUCUUUUUGAAGCUCCCAGGUUACUUCCUGCUUCUCUGUGUGACCUAAUUCAACUCACACAUGCUUAAAAGAAUAAAUUAAUGUAUAUGACUCUA
Tachysurus fulvidraco (yellow catfish) is the source of this 1754-nucleotide messenger RNA. It is a transcript of the gene antkmt, whose product is annotated as adenine nucleotide translocase lysine methyltransferase. The transcript is spliced from 6 exons. Gene Ontology annotation, cellular component: mitochondrion. NCBI's taxonomy places the organism in Eukaryota, Metazoa, Chordata, Actinopteri, Siluriformes, Bagridae. Gene Ontology annotation, molecular function: protein-lysine N-methyltransferase activity. The coding region runs from base 157 to 816 and encodes 219 amino acids. The record is from RefSeq and is a predicted model, not a curated record. Gene Ontology annotation, biological process: peptidyl-lysine trimethylation; positive regulation of proton-transporting ATP synthase activity, rotational mechanism; regulation of mitochondrial ATP synthesis coupled proton transport.